This is a messenger RNA of Pimephales promelas (fathead minnow), 790 nucleotides long. The record is from RefSeq and is a predicted model, not a curated record. NCBI's taxonomy places the organism in Eukaryota, Metazoa, Chordata, Actinopteri, Cypriniformes, Leuciscidae.
AUGGAAAGACCAAAAAAAAAAAAAAGAUUCUGCAGUAAUGGAGCCAAAAGCCUGACUUUGCCAGCCAUACCACCAUUUGCACCAUCAGCACCAUCAGCACCAUCAGCACCUGCUGUGACAGUCCCUGAACCAAGACAAGAUGAAAGAGAACUCCGGCUCUACCAGAUGCUGGAAGAGAUAAAGGGUCAGGUCAGGCAGAAUACGCUCCUCCUUCAGGCGAUUUUGCGAAGAGAGAAUGCUGCUGAAGUUGUGAAUGAGGAGUUUCAGUUUCCAUUAAGGAGCAUGACCGGCAUAAAAGAUUUGGAGGAUAGGCUGUCAAACAGAGACACACAACGUUCUCUAACAAGAUAUCUUACCAGCUUGGGUGGAACAUCUGCUAAAGACAUUGUCCACAGAAUGAUGAGGGAAAUAAUGACCAAUGAGUUGGCCAACAAUUUUAAUUGGCAAGGGAGAGGACAGAAGAGCCCAUUUUCUACACUUUUGCUAGCAAAAGUUGUCAUAGAUGCAGCCAAAAGACAAGGGGCAAAAGUGGUGGAAGCAGAGGAAAAAAUAAAAACCUGGCUGAAGUAUAGUGGAGACCGAAAUGGAGGAAGAAAAAAAAGAGCAAUAGAAAAAGAAAAGCAGAUGCCUCCCCCUCAAUUAGAUUCCAGCAGCAGUGAAAGUGAAUGAGUAUGCUGCUUCUCCUCCUCCGCUCCGUCUUCAUCGUCAGAGCAACUCAGUGUUUUUUGUUUUUGUUUGUUUGUUUGUUUUUUGCCUCCUUCUGCAUUUUCUUUGCCACCUUUUUUGUCAA